AUGAGGAGGAGUGGGUUUAGAAGACGUGAGGUUGAUCAUGAUUGUUACUUGAAGAAGUUAACCUCAUCAUACAUCAUCCUCGAAUUAAAUGUUGAUGACGUGUUGAUUGCUGGCUCCAACACACAGAAGAUCAAUGAGCUUAAGAUGCAGUUGACUAGAGAGUUCAAGACAAUGAACUCAGGGGAUACUAAGCUGAAGAAAGUCCUUAGUAUGGAGAACUCAACAGAUGAAUCAAAUUUGGAAAGAAUAACCGGUGAUGAAGGAAAAAAGAAGUCGACCACUUUAUUGGAACACAAACCUAGAGUGAACAAGAACAGAUUCAAUCAAGAAAGAGGGGAAAUCAAACUAAACAAGAUGUUGAACAGCGGCUGCACGGCGGAGGGUUCCCUGAACAGCUCAAAAUUCAAUGAUCCGAUGCCGUGGAUAGGCAUAUAUGUAGCAGCAGCAUCAUUAAUAUGCGCCGUAGCCAUGGCCAUGGAUGCCCUGCAUGGUUUCAGGUACAAAAAAUUCUGGUUUCCUUGCAAAUUCUUCACCCUCAAUGCCACGACUCUUACUGUUAUAGCAAUCGCCAUCAAGUUUUCUGUCGAUCUGAAUGCCGCCAUGCCCCGCCGCCAAGAUCAGCUAGCAAAAGUCAGCAGCUCGGCCUUCAUAUGUAUGGUGAUGGGUAACUUACUGCCUUCUUUAGGAAUCAUGGAAGAUACUGAACUCAUGAUGAACAUUAUAGCUUUGGGGAUUCUUGUCAUCACUGCGAUCACCAACAUCUGUAUACAAAUGGGUACCGGAGUUAUCUUUGAAUUUUGGAUAGAACAUGCUGUGAUCAUGCUUCUUAUGCUUAUUUUACUUGCAAUCUUGUGUUCUUUAUCAAUAGCCAUCCCAACUAAAAAGUAUUAUUUGGAUAUAACAUACGAAAAGAAAGCCAAAAAAGCCAAAAAAGUUUGUUUCACUCGAAGAAAUCUAUCAAUAGCCGAGAGGCUACCACAAGAUUUAGCCAAGUAUUGGAUGAUGGCAUAUACCUCUAGUCCGCAGUUUGUAAUAGGACGUUCUGCACCAUGUUCAGCUUCAGGAGCUUUUUGUCUUUUCAACAUGGUGAUCUUAGUAGAAUCCAUACUCAGAACUCGCCUCAUGCCUUGGUCUUUUACAUUUUGCAAUGGAGAUUCUGACUACAAAUGGUCGACUACCCUUGUGCUCAUCAGCCAAACAGUCGCAGUUGCAGUAGGAACAAUUUCACCAGCUUUUAGAUGGUUCAUGACUAUCAACUUCAGGUGUCCAAAAAAGGCAGAAAAGGCUUGUGUAAGUGAGUUUGUUGUGGAAAGGUAUUGGAUAAAGAGGCUGGUGAUGUGGCAGGUUCAGCCAUUGAAUUUCAGAAUCUGUAAUCGGCGUUUAAGAAAACAGCUUCAUGGUGCAAAAUUUCAAAUCUUCGGUUUGUUUAUACGUGGUCAAAAGGCACUGGUUUUUUCAUGCAAGAUGAUCAGGUUUAUUUCAAUUUUCUUUGUCGGGAGGUUCUUGAGGUUAUACAAGUUCAUUACAAGAGAUAAUAGUGUGUCUUGUAGUGACUCGGAGAUUGAGUUCAGGCAUAAUGACAAUAUGGAUCUAAGUCAUUAUGUGAUUUAUCUUGAUGGAGAAGAAGGAUUGGUGGAUUUGAUGACGGAAAACAAUAGUGAUGCCACUGCUCACUGGAUCAGAAUGGGAGAGAAGCAGCAGCCAAGAAAUCUUAUAAAACUUUUAGAGCAGUCAAAAUGUUCAAGUCAUGUAUUCAAAGGAGUCCAAGAGUUUGAUAGUGAUAAAGUUCCAUCGUUGGGCUGUGGAGAACCUCCAAAUUGUUGGGCUCUCCCAAUCGUGACAUUGACAAGCAUCGCAAUUGCAAUCCCAAAUAUUGAUCAACAACAAAUCGAGCAAUUAGUUUGUGGUGUAGAUGAAGGCCUCAAGUAUGUCUGCAAGAUAGAAAAUUACAUGGACAACAAAACCGAACUGAAACAUGUCAGGAAAACAGCAGAAAUAGUCUGGGCGGAAGUUGAACUCUAUAACAGGUGGCUAGACGUUGAUCUUUGUAAGCUUGGAAAUCAAGGAGAAACUGAUGUUAUCAAAUUACUUGCUGAUAUCGGAAAGGGAAAAUUCAUGGAAUUUGCUGAUAAAGGCAUGAUGUUUAUGAACGAGUGUUUAAAGGAGGUCCCAUCACGAUGGCCCAUGAAGGUGUUGGCAGCAAAUUCCAUGUAUAGAAUAUGUGAAACGCUCUUGUUGGAGAAACAUGAAACCAGUGAAAGACUAUUUGAGAAGAUAUCUCUCACGAUCUGUAAUAUUUUAACAGCAGCUUUGACUAAUCUCCAACAUGUUAUUAUCAGCAAAUGCCAUCAGAGUCCGAUUGAGGAAAGGGAGAAGAGUAUCAGAAGUGCAGUUCUCCUUUUCGGGAAAACGAAAAGGAUAUUACAAGUUAUUGAUGGAAAUAGGCUUGAAGAUUCGGAUCAUGGAAAACUUAUACACAUCGAUGACUGGCAUCUAGCGAGCAAGCAGAUGGAUACACUGUACUCAAUGUCUUCUUCUUCAACAGAUCAGGAUACAGCUGUCUCUAGUCCAUCUGAUCACAUGUAUAUAUUAGUUGAGUAA
This is a messenger RNA of Lactuca sativa (garden lettuce), 2601 nucleotides long. RefSeq lists its product as uncharacterized. Lineage: Eukaryota; Viridiplantae; Streptophyta; Magnoliopsida; Asterales; Asteraceae. The record is from RefSeq and is a predicted model, not a curated record.